AUGAAUCCGCCAACAACUCAGCCGUCCACGGGACAGACUUCUGGAGGAGAGCAGCGCCGUACUUCCAACAAAGACGCGUAUAUUGAGGAGCCCUUGAGUAACAUCCGAGAUGAAGACUUGCCGGCGGACGUGAAAGAAUUCCACGACGCAUGCCUACCCAAGGUUGACUACAACCGACUGCUCCGAGCUGCCAAAGUCGCCAAGGCCCCCAAGACGUACCAGGACAUCAGCAGAGGCUUUCGCAAUCCGGACGACCAUGGCCUGGUGGAUCUUAGCGACGAGGAGAAGGAAGCUCUGUGCGAUGAGCAGGACUCGGUCUUUUCGGAACGCGGUAUGCUGAUCGUCAUCUUCACCGUUUCCCUGGCAGCCUUUCUCCAAGGCCACGUGCAGUCUUCCAUCAAUGGAGCAUCGCUGUACCGUGAAAGACUUGACUUGUUUUGUUCUCCUAAUGGGACGACUGUGGACGUAGUAAAUGGCCUCACGGCUUCAUCUACGAAUGCAAGCUCCAUUGUUCAUCCCAUGGCACCCACUCGGUGCGACUGGGAACUUGGAGCCACCAACGCUACCCCCUUUCUUGCAGCAGCUGUUCUCGGCUGCUGGCUUGCUUUGCCUAUCAGCGAUAGGUUCGGCCGAAAGGGCUCCAUGGUCGUGGCGGCGGUGUUGGUUCUGGUGUCUUCCCUGCUUGCAGCCAUCGUCCCCGUCAUAUCAAUGUCAGCACCCAAGUGGACCUUGUUGCUGGGCAUCAGAAUUAUCAAUGGAAUCGGCAUGGGCAUCAAAGCUGUCAACACCCCGAUACUGGCUUCUGAGACAGCCAUUGGCUAUUGGAGAGGGACCUCGAUUCUCGCGUGGCAACUGUGGGUUGCCUUUGGGAUAUUCGUGGGUUUUGCGUUCAACAUACUUUUCUCAUUCGUCAAGAGUCGGGACUUCUCUGUAGCCCUCAUCCUCGGAGCGCCUGUUCUUCCAUCUGUCAUGCUUCUAUUUGCCCUCUGGAUCUGCCCCGAAAGCCCCCGGUGGUACAUGAGACAAGGACCCAACUACAACCCCCAAAAAGCCUAUAACAUCUUGAAGUCUUUGCGGAAGUGUGAGCUUAUCGCUCUGAGGGAUAUCUACCUCCUCCACAAGUCCAUCGAGCAGGAGCACAGCCAGAAUAAGCGACAGAGCACCGCUGAAUUUGCUAAAUCUAUGCGAACUGAAAAAUACCAACGCCUUGGAGACUUCUGCAAGCAGUACUCGCAGCUGUUUAGCAAAUUACGACUAAGGAAUGCAUUGAUCAGCUGCUCCAUCGUUGCGCUGGCGCAACAACUCUGCGGUGUCAAUAUUCUAGCCUUUUACUCUGGGACUUUUUUCGUACAUAUUCUGUCAAACGGCGAGAAAGAAAUCGACGAUGUCACUAAAUUAGCCAUGUAUUUCAGCAUUGGAUUUGGUGCUGUCAACUUCUUUUUUGGUAUUCCGGCCUUCAGAACAAUCGACACGAUCGGAAGACGCAAGUGGCUUAACAUCACCCUCAUCCCUAUGGCCUUACUGAUGGCCGCUGCAUCAUUGUCGUUCUUCCCAAUUAUGGAGAACCCAAGUUCCAACCAUACAACAGCUGCGCUAGUUGCAGUCUUCUUGUAUUUGCACACCGCGGUCUAUUCGCCGGGACUGGGACCUAUUCCGUUCACUCUAGCCGCUGAGAGCUUCCCGCUAGCUCAUCGAGAAGUGGGAUGCGCCUUUGCUGUUUCUGUCAAUCUUUUUUGUGCGGGCAUUCUGUCCAUAUGCUUUCCAGGAAUCAAUGCGGCAUUUAGCUCGCCAGGCUGCCUAGGUGCUUUUGCUGGUUUCAACCUCUUGGCCUUUGUUCUCGUGUUUCUCUUUGUGGAGGAGACAAGGCUCGUCUCCCUUGAAGACCUGGAUUUCGUUUACGCUGUGCCAAAGAGCACAUUCACCCGGUUUCAAGUAUUCGAAUACCUCCCUUGGCUAAUGAGAAGAUACGUCCAUUACCCCUUCCACCGGUACAUCAUGCGCCAACCGGACCAGGUUUAUUACUGCGGAGACUCAGAGAGCCUUUUGCCUUGCGGACCUCCACCACCACCCCAGCUCUAUUUCAAAGAGGUCGAAAACGGUUCGCUGAACACGGCCAAGCCGGAGGAAUUAAGACUCGAUUCCGACGACGAUCGCAAUUGAUCGUUGGGUAAUUGCAGGGUUACGUUGUAAAUUGAGAUGGAGCAGGGGCAAAAGGUCAC
Messenger RNA from Ilyonectria robusta, 2219 nucleotides. RefSeq lists its product as uncharacterized. Gene Ontology annotation, biological process: transmembrane transport. The transcript has 13 exons. The record is from RefSeq and is a predicted model, not a curated record. Lineage: Eukaryota; Fungi; Ascomycota; Sordariomycetes; Hypocreales; Nectriaceae. Gene Ontology annotation, molecular function: myo-inositol:proton symporter activity. Gene Ontology annotation, cellular component: membrane. The coding region runs from base 1 to 2160 and encodes 719 amino acids.